AAUUAACAAGAAUGAAUUGGGUUUUAAAUGUUUUACAGAUGAUGAUACUAGGUUUCUCUCUGUUUCCUUACUGUUCCUCACGGUCUCAUAAAUCAAACAAUGGGCAAAAUCAUGAUUAUGUUACAGUUGUUUCACCGAAAUUCAAGACACAGAUUGACAAAAAGUCCGAAUAUGUAACUCAGUUAAAACAGAGAACAACAUUCAACACUGACAAAGAUGAUGAUGUUUCUGGAAAACAUUCAAUAGAUAACGGAGAUUAUGAAGACCCCUUCAGGAGACCAGAUCUUAAUUAUUUUAACAGCAACAAUGAUUAUGAAAAUAAUAAUGACCAGUCCGAUGUUAGGGAGAAAGAUCAAGAUUAUGCAGAAUCCGGUUACAUAGACGAAGAGACUAUGAAAUAUGAAAAAGCGAUUCAAAAACAAAGUGGAACUAGUCGAGUGUUUAAACACAUACCUAAAAAUAGUAUUACGAAAUAUACUGAAAUUGAUAGACCACACAGUUUCAAUAACAAAGAAGUUUUAAAUAAUUAUGUUUUUGUCGCAAGCGAUUACAGCAACACCGAUUUAAGAGAGCUAUUUAAUAAAUAUGCUGAAGAUACUGAUCGAAAUUCCAAUGCAAAGUUUGAUUUGAAGAAUUAUGAUGUUGAUAUGGACAAAUUGUUUAGGGAAAACAUAAAAUCUAAUAAAAUAGAGAAUAAAUACUAUAGCGAUAAAGUACAAAAUAAUCAUCAGAAAGAAAAUCACCAGAAGAAUAAUAUUAAUAUUAAUAAUAAUAAUGAUAAUGAUAAUAAUAAUGAUAAUAAUAAUAAUAAUAAUAAUAAUAAUAAUAAUAAUAAUAAUAAUAAUGAUCGGAGAACGGAUUCAUUGAGCAAUAGGAGACGUCUGCAAAAUUUACAGCAAUAUAAAAAUAUUUACGAAGUUCGUAAAACAAAGAAACUGAAUUAUCAUGUGAAUAAAGAGUGAAAUGACAGAAGUAAUGAGAUGUUUGAGAACUGCUUCAAGAGUUUUAACUAAAAUCAAAAAAACAUUAAUAUCAACCAAUCAAAUUAUUCAAAAACAAUCCUGUGUAAUGAUAACAUCAUUAUUAAGAGAUUAUACUAACUUUCAUAAUGUAAUCACAGUUUUCGAAUGUCUAUCUUCUUUGUUUAAAGAAAUGAUAUGAAAUAGUUUUUACAACUUUUCUCGAGUAUAUUUUCAG
Messenger RNA from Schistosoma guineensis, 1197 nucleotides. The record is from the annotation of a GenBank genome assembly. Lineage: Eukaryota; Metazoa; Platyhelminthes; Trematoda; Strigeidida; Schistosomatidae.